This is a messenger RNA of Hypanus sabinus (Atlantic stingray), 1316 nucleotides long. RefSeq names its product hydroxysteroid 11-beta-dehydrogenase 1-like protein. Gene Ontology annotation, molecular function: oxidoreductase activity. The transcript is spliced from 7 exons. Gene Ontology annotation, cellular component: intracellular membrane-bounded organelle. Bases 287 to 1126 code for a protein of 279 amino acids. The record is from RefSeq and is a predicted model, not a curated record. Lineage: Eukaryota; Metazoa; Chordata; Chondrichthyes; Myliobatiformes; Dasyatidae.
UGGAGUCAGGGCUAUAUGCUUUGACUCUUGGUAGGAUCACCCAUGCCAAACAGGUCAAAGGGUAGAGGCCAGCCUAAGAGUGGUCCACCGGUCCUCCAGGUGUGGGAGUUCAGCUCAGGGCUAACAACUUGGACUGGUCAAACAAAACCGUUAUGGAAACAGCAAUGAAUUAUAUCCGAGUGUGACAGUAUUCCUGAGUAUUCACAUGGGGCUUAUGUAACUGACAAUAGUGAAAACCGAGAGGAAGCUAUUAACAUGAUGAAGGAAGUCUUGAACAUGGCCAGGGAUGGAAAGAACCUUCAUUGCUGCCCUAAAUGCCAGUGGUGUGAUAGGCGGGGUUCUCUCAGCUGCCCGUAUCCUGUUGACUGGAGCCAGUAGAGGAAUUGGUGAACAGAUGGCAUAUCAUUACGCCAGGUUUGGCGGUGAACUUGUGAUAACUGCACGAAAUAAAACGCUGCUGAAACAAGUGGAGGAAAAGUGUCUGCAACUAGGUGCUAAGAAAGUCUACUCAUUCUCUGCUGAUAUGUCUGAUCCAAAGAGCGCAGAUCAAGUGGUGCAAUUCGCCCUGGAGAAGCUAGGUUCUCUGGACUAUUUGGUUUUGAAUCACAUUGGAAAUGAUCCUUUCGACAUGUGGAAUGGGAAUGCUGAGCUAACGAACUGGAUGAUACAAGUGAAUUUUCUGAGCUAUGUCCAGAUGACAGCUGCUGCACUGCCUACAUUAACCAAAACCAAUGGAUCGAUUAUUGUCGUCUCCUCCCUUUGCGGCAAGAUUCCCCACCCUUAUGUAACUUCAUACUCGGCCUCUAAGUUUGCUUUGGAUGGAUUCUUCAACUCCCUGCACCUCGAGCUCAUGAUGCAGAAGAAGAAUGUAUCAAUCACUCUGUGCAUCCUCGGACUGAUUGACACUGAGGCAGCCAUGGAGAAAAUCAGAGCCCGGGGACUUUUAACAGUCAGUCCUUCUCCUGCCUCAGAAGCAGCACUGAGCAUCAUCAAAGGAGGAGCUGUCAGACUACGGGUGGUUUAUCACCCGUCGUGGAUAGCGUUGAUAGUGUAUACCCGAGAAUGGUUCAAUGAACUGAGGGACACGCUGAUUUACAAUAUGUACCCGGUAAAAGAUGGACAAUAGCUAUCACUAUUCUGUGUUGCUGAGGAGCCGUAGAACCUGCCAUAUGGAAAUUAAUGGAAUUUACAGCAAAAACUAGGGCAAAUGACCAGUGUAUUCAAGUGUCAUGUACACUCAUUGCAAACAAAUAGCUUGAAACAGAUUUCUAAUAAUCUAACGGCGUGAAUGUUUUUAUUAAAUAGCUUAAACUUUA